Molecule: messenger RNA, 432 nt
Organism: Erinaceus europaeus (western European hedgehog)
Lineage: Eukaryota; Metazoa; Chordata; Mammalia; Eulipotyphla; Erinaceidae
Gene: ATP5MK
Product: ATP synthase membrane subunit k
Exons: 4
Coding region: 155-331 (58 amino acids)
Source: RefSeq, a predicted model, not a curated record
CCCGCCGUAGCCAAUCAGCGCAGAAAGCUGCGGUUCUGUGGCGCGUAGACGGCUCGCGGAGCAGGCGUCUGCUUCCGGCCGGGCUGAGUGAGAGUGGCUGCAUACGUUGAAGGACACAACCUGCAGUACUUCUACCUUUUGGAAGGUCAGAAUCAUGGCUGGCCCAGAAUCCGAUGCCCAGUUCCAGUUCACUGGUAUUAAAAAGUAUUUCAACUCUUACACUCUUACAGGUAGAAUGAAUUGUGUGCUGGCUACAUAUGGAGGAAUUGCAUUGCUGGUCUUAUACUUCAAAUUAAAGUCUAAGAAAACUCCUGCUGUGAAAGCAGCAUAAAUGAAUUGUAAACUGUACCUCACCUGCUCAGUUCCCAUUGCCUGGCGAAGCUAACAGCAACUCAUGUGAUAAUUUGUACAAUAAAUUAUGAACCUGGAAAA